GGAGUAGAGGUGGAGGGGGGUUAUGGAGACUGAGCAGAUACGAGAGUGGAGGAGUGGAAGUCGCGAGGGGGGAGGGGGUGCGUGAGUAUUAAUGGACACGAAAGCGAUGUUCAGGGGGGGGCGCGGAGUCAGAGAUCUGCGCGGGGAGACGGAGCGAGCGCCACGUCCCGUCCACCGCUCCCUCCCAGAGCCGCAUUGCGGGGACCCGCCUAGACCCUGCAGGGUCCCAGCCACUCUAUACCGAGGACCCCCUCUUCAAUUCUUCCCGGGACCCCAUAAACUCUGCCAGGGACUCAUUCGCCUUCACCUGUGGACCGGACCCCGUCGCUCUCAUCUGGAACCCCUCUGCCCUGCACUGCUGCGCCAUGCGGCCCCUGCUGGAGGCCCCUGUGAGGUCCCUUGUGAGAGCCCUUGUGAGGGCCCUUGUGAGGGCCCUUGUGAGGCCCCUUGUGAGGACCUCUGCUGUGGGCUCUGCGUCCCUCGGCCUCUUCCUCCCUCUGCUCCUUGCGGCCGCGCUGCGCCCAGCCACUCCGUGCGGCACCGUGGGGAUCUCGUUCCUGGGCGCGUCUCGCUGUGAGCUCGCGCUGCUGAAUUCGCUGCCCUGGGAAGACGUUUCCUUGAAGCACAUUCAGCUGAACCACAGCCACGGCGAGAUCGCGGUCCCUGACGCCUGGCCCAAGGAUCGGCCCGUGGUCGUGGUGUCCGGGGAGGAGGACGAGGAGGCGGAUGGGGAUGACCCCCCCAUCUACUCACACGGCCCCCCGCUGCUGCGCGUGAACGCGCGCUCCGUGCGCGACGCCUCCGAGUCCGGGCUGCAGCUCGCGCCGCGCGCCUCCGCGCUGCUCGGAACCGCCGCCGAGAUCGCCAUUCACCUGCGCUGGGACGGAGUCAUCCUCCUCUAUGAUCAUGGCAAACACGUGGACGUGGCCUUCGUAGAGAAGCUGCAGCUCUCCACGAGGGUGGUGACCAUGAGGCUCUCCCCGCCGGGCUCCCCCGAGCUGCGCACCCUCCUGGAGCGCGUGAGGCAGGAGCGGGUGAGAAACAUCAUCAUCAAGUGCCGCCGCUCGUGGCUACGCGACAUCUUCAUUGAGGCGGACGAGUUCGGACUGACCUCCCCCGUCUACCACUGGGUGCUGCCCAUGCUGGAGUCGAACCCUCGAUGGCUGCUGCAGCUGCCGCUGAGCUGGGGCUGGGCGCGCGCGACGGUGAUGCGGGUGCUGGGCACGGCGGGCGGGCAGCCGUGCAGCACGCCGGGCGCGGCCGGGGCGUGCGCCACCACGUGCCUCCUCCUGCACGACGCCGCCGUCUUCCUCGCCGCGCCCAAGGGACGCAGGGGGUGCUCCGCGGAGGCGCUCGAGGGGCGAGUGGUGCAGGGCCUCACGGGACCCGUGCAGUUCGCACCGGACGGCUUCCGCAAGGACGUCCACUUCUCUCUCUACAGCCUCGAGCUGGGGCGGAACGACUCCCGCGAGGUCAGGGUGGGUGACCACCGUGCGGGCCGCACGUCCUUCACCCCCGAGCUGCAAAGUCUCCCCUCGCCCUCCGUGUUCAAGGGGAGAAUCGUGCGGGUCAUCGCCGUGGAGGAGCCCCCUCUGUUCGGCUGCGUCCCUGGCUGUGCGAGGCCCUGCUCCCCGGCGUGUGGCCGUUUCCAGGGCUUCCUCUACGAGCUGCUGAAGGAUCUGUCCUUGAAGCUCAAUUUCAGAUACGUCAUCUCCAAUGUGACUUCGGGCAUCCAAGACAAAGACGUGAUGCAAGACAUCCAGAAGAAGCUCACAAAGAACGAGGCUGACUUCACGCUGUGCCUGUGCCCCGUGCGGGGCAACCAGGAGAACCGUGAACUGGAGUUCUCCUUCCCACUCAUGGACCGCGGCUACCAGAUGCUCAUUCGCAAGCCCGAGAGGGAGCUGUCCGGGGCCUUUGAGUUCCUCAACCCCUUCCACGUUUUGGUCUGGUUGUCCAUCCUCCUCGCCUGCAUCGUGGUCGCCUUCGUCCUUGCUGCCAUCAACCGCUUCGACCCCUACGAGUGGCGCAACUUGGCCAAGCGUGGCAAGGUGUCCCGCGAGGAGGGACGCGGCAUGGACCUCCUCAACUGCCUGGGCUUCACGUUGGUCAGCAUGGUGCAGCAGAGCGUGAGCGUCGUGCCGCGCUCCUACGCCGGCAAGAUCGUCGCCUUCUCCUGGUGGUUCUUCGUUCUCGUCACCAUCUCCACGUACACCGCCAACCUGGCCGCGAUCUUCCAGUCGCAGAACUCGCCCAAACUCGAGUCGCUCGCCGACCUCGUCGACCAAAACGACUUCAAGUACAACACCUACCACGGUUACCCGCUGGUGGAGUUCCUGCGCGGCGCACGGUCGCAGCCCUUCCAGGCCAUCUGGGAGCACAUCGAGCAGAACAGCAAGAACGACCCCAAGCCGCACCUGCUCAGCUCCGAGGAGGAGGGCCUGCAGAUGGUGGGCAACAGCAGCUUCGUGUUCCUGGGCUCCAGCGCCGCGGUCUACCGCGCCACCACCACCAACUGCACGCUGCAGGUGGCUGGCGAGUUGUUCUUCAAGUCCAAGACGGCCCUGAUGUUCCCGCGCGGCUCGGUGCUCCGUGAGCCCGUGUCGCGUGCCCUCAUCGCGCUGCAGCGAGAGGGCCGCCUCGAGGAGCUGGAGGAGGAGUGGCUCGAGGCCAAGGGCCCCCACUGCGAGGGCAAGGACUCUGGCUCGGAGAAGACGGUGGACGUCAACGACACAGAGGGCAUCUUCUACCUGCUGUGCAUUGGCCUGUCGCUGGGCUUCAUGGUGAGCACGCUGGAGGUGGCCUGCCACCGCGCCCUGCGCGACAAGAAGAAGCGCAAUCACUCCAUGCACGCCAGCAAGCAGCCUUCCAUGUAAAAAUUAUUGUUUUUUUUCGCAAACGAUAGCUCAACGAAGUGGCUUAUCGCGUGAAAAUGUAGAGGAGGCAAAACGCUCUAAAUGCGAGUUGAUUAGAAAAUGUGGAGGGAAAAACCGGAGGACUUGGAGAAUGUAGCCUCGCGGUGGUGAGGUCGAUGGUGGUGGUUCUUGUGGUGGUGAGCCUGAUUGGAGUGAGCCUUGGGGUGAGGGUGGUGGUGGACCUUGGCGUUUGUGUCAGCCUUUUGUGGUGGUGAGCCUCCGUGUAUUGAGACCUAAUGCAGAGUCAUCAGCGAGCCUCCCAGUGAGUAAGAUUUAUAGUGAGCCCGGGUUUUCAGUUCCCUGUGCAGUGAGCCGAUCGGUGAGCCUUCUAGCGAGGCUCUCAUGUAGUAGCAGUAGUAGUAAGUCGUGUCGUGAACAAGCUUUCUGCAGUGCAGAAGUCAACCUCGUCGUCGGAGACUACACAGCAAACCUGAACCACGACUAGUUCAGGUAUCGCUCGCCACUGAUGUCAGCCGUGGCCAGGAAGUUCAGAGUGCAGUGUGCGAACAAACCGCCUGCAGGACCACUGCUCCCACCACUGAUGGAUGUGCGUCUAUGUGGUAUUAUCAUCAUUAUCAUCAUCUGCACCAGCCAUGGUCAAUCCGCUGCUGGAUGUAUAUGUGUAUUUAAUCUCACAUUCGGUAUUCUUAUUUCACUUGGCUUCUAAUGAAGGUGUCCAUAUCUGGCUAAUGUAAUCCGUGUAAUAGAGUCAGGUGUGCUACUUAAUACACGCAGUGGAACAUCUAAUUAGUGUAGCUCCAUGCAGAUGUGAUGAGUGUGUAGCGAUGCAUCGAUUCGUGAAAAUAAAAUGUAUUAAGCUCACGGUACAAGCUCUUGUGUGUAAUAAUCAUAUAAUUCCAUUACAACCUAUUAAGGAUGUAGCCAUGGAGUCAACAUUGGGGGGUACCAAAUCUUCCAGAGGGUCUGGGGGUCCCCCCCCAGAA
Petromyzon marinus (sea lamprey) is the source of this 3859-nucleotide messenger RNA. RefSeq names its product glutamate receptor ionotropic, kainate 2-like. Gene Ontology annotation, biological process: monoatomic ion transport. NCBI's taxonomy places the organism in Eukaryota, Metazoa, Chordata, Hyperoartia, Petromyzontiformes, Petromyzontidae. Gene Ontology annotation, molecular function: signaling receptor activity; ligand-gated monoatomic ion channel activity. The record is from RefSeq and is a predicted model, not a curated record. Gene Ontology annotation, cellular component: membrane.